AGAGCCGGUCUGUCUGUCUCUCAUUCAUCACCGGAACUGUGCAGCGCCUACACCAACCGCCGCUCCGCUCUCCAUCCUGUCUCCUCCGAACACCGACACCAAGGACACCGCCGCCGGCCAUCAUCCGCGUUGUGUCGAGAUGAAGAUUGACACCAGCCUGACUAUGCCCCAGCUCCCAGAGUCCCUGUCCCAGGCAGGCCUACAGUUCGCUGUGGCCACUGAGGAGGACUUCGACGAGAUCAUGGCUAUGAGCCAGGACAUCUAUGGAGGCCUUGACUACUUGCCCACUAGGUACACCAACUGGCUGCAGGAGACCAACCGCACAGUCAUACUGGCCCGCAAACAGGGAAAAGUGAUUGCUCUGGAGUCAGUGUGUGUGAUUGAUGGUGGGGAGACCAUGCUGGUGGAAGGUCUCCGCGUUGCCCCUCAAGAAAGGGGCAAAGGUGUGGCAGGAGUUCUGCUGCGAUUUUGCUCCGAACUGGUGAAAUCCAAGUUCCCAGAGGUUAAAGUAACCCGCCUGACCCGUGAUGAUCAGCUUGGACCCAAGGACUUCCAGAAGUACCGCAUUAUAACCAAGCAGGGUAUUCUGCUGGUGCGCUUCAGAGCUGAAGAUCUCAAGCUCCGUCUGUCUGAGCUUGGUCUGGGUGGAGACAUCCAAUCCUCUGUGUCCACCCCUUCCUCUAACUCUACUCCUGUGCGUCUCGACCAUACAGCUAUCCACCGGCUGUAUCUGACCACUGAUCUGAUGCAGGGGGUCCUUCCUAAUUCUACCAUCAUUCAAGACUGGCAGCCAUUCAAGCCGUUGCCCAGUAACAUGGCCAUCCUGCUGAAGAAGGACAUUGACUGGAUGGUGGAUGAUGGGUCCAACCCUACCGUGGCCAGCCUCUGUACCUUCCCUUUCAGGGUGCCCAUUGGAGAUGACUGGUAUUACCUGAAUAUUGACAUGUUCGGUAAAGAGCUUGACCUGGUUCGGCAGCAGUUCUUGUGCCACCUGCAGCGCCACACCGCCACCCUGAAGGGUCAUGUGAUGUGCCAGAUGUUCCUGGACCCACCGCUCUGGAAGCCCAUGGUCGAAUUCUGCCGCAACACCUUGAGCGUGGAGCUGGUGAAGGAGUACACCGAGCAGUGCGUGGUCGAGUCAGACGUCGCCUAGUUACAGAAGGUGGAUGGAGGGGAA
Seriola dumerili (greater amberjack) is the source of this 1177-nucleotide messenger RNA. It is a transcript of the gene nat16, whose product is annotated as N-acetyltransferase 16 (putative). Lineage: Eukaryota; Metazoa; Chordata; Actinopteri; Carangiformes; Carangidae. Gene Ontology annotation, molecular function: acyltransferase activity, transferring groups other than amino-acyl groups. Bases 140 to 1153 code for a protein of 337 amino acids. The transcript is spliced from 5 exons. The record is from RefSeq and is a predicted model, not a curated record.